AUGAGAGCCCGACAACUCCUCACGAUGAUGGUUCUAUACCUCGGGAGCGCAGCAGGCCAAACUUCGACCCUCAGUAUACCUUUCAUGGGGUUCAACUUCGAUGCUGUAGAUGCCUCCGUAGUCACGGUCGAAGACGGACGUACGACUCUCGCCUUGAACUGUCCCCCAGGUUCUGGCUCCACGAAUUGCGGUGUCUAUGCUACUGAGACCGUUGUCACUGGUCCUAGCACAUACAGCCUCGUCCUCACCGACCCUACCGUCCUCUCCUUCACACAAGCCUGCGUCCCCAGCGGUGCAUCGCCUUUCUCGACUUAUAGCUGUCAGGAAUCAGCCGAAGGGACCAAGGUGCAAGACGGUCCCAGCUCUUCGACGACCGUACACACGGACGACGUUACCUAUGCAGCCAUCACUGUCACAGCGGGCGUUAAUUUACUCGCCGGUGGUGCUGCUCCCGCUGCUACUACUACCACCGGUGCUGCCACUACCACUGCUGGUGCUGCUACGACUAGUUCUGGUGCUUCCGCCUGCUCGACAUCAGGCCAGAUCACCGAGUGCUCAGGCGUGACCAUGUCAGCGGGCUCUGGGACGUCCACAGACUCCUCCAUGCCCGCAGCCUCUACCGCGGCUGCGGGAGCAUCGACAGGUUCCAGCACUUCUAACGCCGCUGCAGCGACCGGUUCCUUUGGCCUGAACAAGGCUGUAGGCUUGCUGGCCUUUCCUCUGAUCUUACUUUGA
Messenger RNA from Zasmidium cellare ATCC 36951, 735 nucleotides. RefSeq lists its product as uncharacterized. Bases 1 to 735 code for a protein of 244 amino acids. Lineage: Eukaryota; Fungi; Ascomycota; Dothideomycetes; Mycosphaerellales; Mycosphaerellaceae. The transcript has 2 exons. The record is from RefSeq and is a predicted model, not a curated record.